CUUAUAUAGAAACAGAGUGAGUAACGUCACCCAAAAUCCUUCCCGCCCAUUGCCAUUCCCCACCGCGGCUCUCUCUCUCUCUCUCUCUCCCCAAUGCCUGCUGAUUUGGGUCUCAUCAAAUUGGAUGACGAAAUCGACGGAGAUGAAAUCGGCACCAGAAAUUUCCGCUUCUCCAAGAUUGGAGAAUCCGUCCCUAUUCUCCAGUCCGACGGCGCCACCUCCCACUUCGACCCCCAAUCCCUUCCUUCCCAGCCUUUGGCCGUCUCCGAGCGCUUCGGUCUCCUCUUUCUAGUACAUCCGCAGGGCCAAGGGUUUUAUGUUGCUCGGACCAAGGACGUGAUGGCAUCGGCCGAGGCCAUCAAAGACAAAGGACCAGCCCCGUCACUACAGGAGUUGAGCCUCGUGCAUGUUGCCAUUGGAACGGUUUCAAUACUGGCCCUCGCAGCCGAUGAUUCUUUGCUCGCUGCAACUGUUUCUAGUCACGUCCAUUUCUUUGCUAUUAGUGCAUUGCUCCAUAAGGACCAAAAGCCCUCAUAUUCAGUCUCACUUGAAGAUUCCCUUUGCAUCAAGGAUGUACGUUGGGCUAGAAAAGAUGCAAAAGCUUAUAUUAUUCUUUCGACCAGUGGAAAACUAUAUCAUGGAUCCGGUCAAGGUCCCCUUACUUGUUUGAUGGAAGAUGUUGAUUCUGUUGACUGGAACAUCGGAGACAAUUAUAUUGCAGUGGCAAUAAACAAUGUUAUCAGCAUUUUAUCGUCUCACUUUAAGGAAAAGUUAAGAUUCUUGCUAUCUUUCCAAUCGGUCAUUGGUGAUGCUGAUGCUGGUCAGGUUAUCAAAGUGGAUUCCAUCCGAUGGAUCCGUCCAGAUAGUAUAGCUGUUGGAUGUUUCGAAUUAAAUGAUGAUGGUGAGAAGGAGAAUUACAUUGUCCAAGUAAUCACAAGCAGGGGCCGAAGACUUACUGAUGCAUCUCCGAAACCAAUCAUUUUGUCAUUUAAUACUAUAUUCAUGGAUUUCCGUUCUGAUGCUGUGCCCACUCCAACCGGACCGCAUCUGUUUCUCAGUUACCUAGAUCUUUAUGGGCUGGCGUUUGUUGCUAAUAGAAACCUGUCCCAGAAAGUUGUGUUAUUCUGUUGGCCGGAGGAUAAUGGGAAGAACGAAGCUGCCAUGGUUGAGAUUCUUGAUGAUGCUUGGAAUCUUUAUAUCGAUUCUCAAGAUGAUGGUGAAGAAAAUGUGAUCCUUGGACUCUCUGUUGACAAGGCUUCCCAGAAUGAGAAUCUCAGUUUCACACUGGGGGAUGUGGAAAGAGAAGUCUCACCUUGUUGUGUGAUUAUAUGCAUAACAAUUGAUGGGAAGAUCUCAGUUUUCCAUUUUGCUAGUGCUGCAGGCGCUCUAUCAUCAGCUGGAGGAUGUGCAUCCAGUGAGGAAGAUGAUGCUUCACAGGAACUGAUGAAGCAUGAGCUGCCCCUGAUUUCAUCUGCAGGUUGUGAGGAAAGUAGAAACAUAAUCUCUUCAACUUUCCGAUCUCAUGAACUUCGUGGAACUGAAGUUGAGACAAGUGCUAAGGGCACUGCAGUAAAUAAUUUAUCGCCAUCUACCAAUUUAGAGAUCAGAACACGAGAGCAAAGUACUGUAGAAAACAUGGAAUCCCAGAGACUGAAAGUUGAUGACCCAAAGAAAGUUCUCUCGACAGAGGUAAAUGUGCAUAGUAAUGCUGAGCAUCAGUCAAUAUCAGAAGUUGUACCCAGCAAAGGUUUCUUCUCAGGAAAAGUAGUGGGUGAUGUUUCUCAUCAAUCAAUAAGCAACUUGCCAUCAUUUGGAUCUAACGUGGAGCUGGAGCCAUUACAUAAAAUGCAGCCAUCCACCACUACUCCAAGCACAUGGCAUUUAUCGGUGUCAAAUGCAAGUGGUGAUGCUUCAGAAGUUCCUGAUAAGGAUGAUAAUUCAAAUAAAGGCGCAUUACAAUCUACCACAAGUAUACUGAAAAAUUCAACAGACUUGAAAGAAAAACCUUCUGUGACUUUUACAUCAUUUGGACAGACAUUGUUGAGUGCACAGGGAACUAGAAACCUACUGCCAGCAUAUCCUAGUUCACAAUUGCCUUCAGGGAGUAUAUUUGCUUCAGGAAAAGGGUUCCAGUCUGAAUCCAAAAAGGAACUGAAUGCACCUCCGUCUCCACCAUUGCUGUUGCAGAGUAGUUUUGCUUCUGGAAAAGCGUUUCAGUCUGAACCCAAGAAGGAACUGAAUGCACCUCUGUCUCCACCUUUGCUAAUGCCGAGUAGUUUUGCUUCAGGAAAAGUGUUCCAGUCUGAAUCCAAGGAGCCUAAUGCACCUCCGUCUCCACCGUUGCUGAUGCAGAGUAGUUUUGCUUCAGGAAAAGUAUUGCAGUCUGAAUCCAGGAAGGAACUGAAUGCAUCACCGUCUCCAACGUCGCUGACUCACUUUAUGCAGAAUGCAUCUAAACAUUUUGGAAAUGUUGAAGAAAUGACCAAAACACUUGACAAUCUGCUUGAAGGCAUUGAAGGAAAGGGUGGCUUCAGAGAUGCAUCCAUAACUUCUCAAACAGAAUAUGUUACAGAGUUGGAGGAAGGAAUAUGGGCUCUUUCCGACAAAUGCGGAAUGUGGAGGGGCUUAUUGAAUGAGAAACUUGGGGAAACUCAAGUUUUGCUUGAGAAGACAGUGGAAGUUUUGGCAAGGAAAAUAUACAUGGAAGGGUUGUUCAAACAAACAACAGAUAAAAAAUAUUGGGAAUUUUGGAACCGUAAAAAAUUGAGUUCGGAGCUGGAACUGAAACAGAGACGUAUAUUAGAACUGAACCAGGAAUUGACCAAUAAGUUGAUUGAAUUAGAGAGACAUUUCAAUUCUCUGGAGUUUAAUAAGUUUCGUGAAAAUGAAGGAACCCAAAGGGAUCGCAGAGCUUUGCAGAAUAGGCAAGGACGUUCAAGGCAAAUUCAAUCCUUACACAGUGUACAUAAUACAGUAACUGCACAACUAUCGGUUGCUGAGCAGCUCUCUGGGUGUCUCUCAAAACAAAUGGCUGCUUUGUGUAUUGAGUCUUCUGGAAAACAUGAUGUCAAGAAGCAGCUUUUUGAAUCCAUUGGUCUCACAUAUGUUGGUGAUACUGAAAGAUUCCCAGCUAGGAAUAGGACCUCUAUCGCUUCAGGCUCUAUUGAUGCUAAAGAACAGUCUAGAAGAAACCAAUCUAGCUACCCCAAGGGCAGUGAACCAAAAACUGCGAGGAGGCACCGUGACACUCUUGACCGUAGCUGGGCGAGCUUUGACCCUCCAAAAUCAACUGUAAAGAGGGCGCUGAAAGAAGAUUAUGAGAAGGGAAGUCCUAAUCGGUCAUUGCUAAACAUCAAUAAACAAUAUCUCAGUCCUCGGAAGAAAUCAGAGGUUUCUCAUUCAGAACUUUCAAAUACCUCUGGAGCUUUUCUGAAGCAUUACAAAAGCAAAGAGUUUACAACUUCAGCAGAACAGUUCACUGACAGUGCAUCAUCUUUGCUCCAUGCGACCCCUGGAUUUCAAGAACGUGCAAUUCAAGGAUCAUCGACUAAGAGUCCUUCUGCAUGGCUACCACCGUCCAUUUCACAGACAAGAAUGAGUCAGAACCUUGAACUGGGUGCUUCCGGACUUGAAGAUGACAAAACAAAGAGUAGCCUACCUUCUUCUACUGGAACAAAAUACUCUUUUGCUGCAAGCGAGUCUAAAUUUCUCCAGCAGUCUGACACAAGCUUCCGUCCGUUAACAUCAAUGCCUGAGCAGUUUCUGACUCCACCCUUUGGCUCGACUGAGAAUUUAGAUCACUUAAAGGCAACGUUAACAUCAAUGCCUGAGCAAUCUCUGACUUCACCCUUUGGCUCGACUGGGAAUUUAGGUCACUUAAAGGCAGCAACCAAGGAUCAGAAGAACACUAAUCGGGUGUCUGAGACAUUAUUAGAUACUAAAUUUCCAGCAACUCUCUCUUCUGCUUUUAGCUCAACGAAUCAAUCAGAAAAGAGUUUAUUCAGUAAAAGUUCUGAAAGGCGAAGCAGUCCUAAUGAUGUAUUGGGUUUUUCAUCACCGUUGAGUAAUAAUUAUCCAUCACCCUCCUUGGUGUCAAAAGCAAGUUCAUCAACAUUAUUUCCUGAAACUCGUUUCGGUUCUGAAGCCAAGAAGGAUGUGUCAGAGCAGCAGACAUCAGUUUCUUCAGCAGUUACUUUGCCUUCUAUGUUGCCUUCAUUGAUUGACAGGAGCAAUUCUGCAUCUGUAUCCUCUUCGAACGUUAUCAAAUCGGAACCUUCUUUGGCAAUGUGUGGAUCAAAAACGGAGGUACAGACUAAGGUUGAUACUAUUCCUUCAAAUACUGAAACGGGUGCUAAGAUGCAGACUUCAAUUGAUUUACCAACCAAUUCCAUGUCUGAGAGUCAAAAUGAUGUGGGUGGCUCAUCAGAGAAUUCUUUUGUUCAAUCAGUUAUUAAAGCAGAAAUUCCUUCAGCAACUGUAGCAGUUUCAGCAGUUGCACUAUCAAGGGAAGGGAUUAAUGGAAGCAUGGAAAGUGCUAUUUCAAAUUCUUCUCAUGAGGAGGAAAUGGAGGAAGAAGCCCCUGAGACGGAUCAGACAACUAAUAUCACAUUUGCAAACCUUGGUGGGUUUGGCAUUGGGGCAACUCAAAACUCGACCACUGCAAAAGCAAAUCCAUUUGGUGUAGCAGCCCUUAACAAAGAUUCAACUCCUGCUACCUCCCCAUUUAUGAUGACUGCAUCCAGUGGUGAGCUGUUUCGCCCUGCGUCUUUCAACUUCCAACCAUCACAACCUUUGCAGCCAACAACUGGGAACUUCUCUGGAGGAUUUAGUUCUGGUAAUGUUGGUCAAGUUUCAGCUGCAGCUGGAUUUGGGCAACCUGCAAACGUAGGAGCUGGCCAACAAGCUCUAGGCUCAGUGCUUGGUUCUUUUGGACAGUCUAGGCAGCUUGGGACAGGUAUACCUGGAAGCAAUGCUGGCUUUGGGCGUGGAUUUACAGCUGCUCCUUCAGGUGGCGGAUUUGGAAGUCUUGCGACAGGUGGUGGCGGUUUUGCUGCUGCGGCGACAGCUGCUGGAGGAUUCGCUGCCGCUGCAGCAGGGGGUGGAUUUGCUGCCGCUGCAGCAGGGGGAGGAUUUGCUGCUGCUGCUGGUAGUGCUAAUGCUGGAGGCGGGUUUAUGUCUUCUGCGACAGGUUCAGGUGGUGGCUUUGGAGCUUUUGGCAAUCAGGCUGGUAGUGGUGCCUUCGGCAGCAGCGGUUCAGGAACUGGAAGACCUCCGUCGCAACUGUUUACACAGAUGAGGAAAUAGUUUGCUGCUGUAUGUAUGAGAGAAUGAUGCAACAACUGUCUCCUUAGUUUACUCAUCAUACACUAUUCGUAUCUGUAGAUUUACUUGAAAAUAUGAUGCAUAUCAUUUUGAGCAGUCUAAACUUCAGCAGUAAUUAUUGCAUAUAAGACGAGCAGAAAUGAAGAUGAUUUCUUGAGAUCGACA
Messenger RNA from Salvia miltiorrhiza (redroot sage), 5487 nucleotides. RefSeq names its product nuclear pore complex protein NUP214. The transcript is spliced from 18 exons. NCBI's taxonomy places the organism in Eukaryota, Viridiplantae, Streptophyta, Magnoliopsida, Lamiales, Lamiaceae. The record is from RefSeq and is a predicted model, not a curated record. Gene Ontology annotation, biological process: RNA export from nucleus. Gene Ontology annotation, molecular function: structural constituent of nuclear pore. Bases 94 to 5304 code for a protein of 1736 amino acids.